Messenger RNA from Linum trigynum, 8069 nucleotides. The record is from the annotation of a GenBank genome assembly. NCBI's taxonomy places the organism in Eukaryota, Viridiplantae, Streptophyta, Magnoliopsida, Malpighiales, Linaceae.
AUGACUGUUUCUCUCACUGUCGAGUCUGGGAACUCCCCCCACAAGAAAUCAGUAGUACUGCUCCUACCUUGUAGCAAUUUGGAAUUUUGUUGUUAUUUAUUUCUCUGUUAAUUAAUAAUAAUAAUAAUGUUUUAUUAUUUUUUACAAGUGGUUAAUAAUUAGGGAUGACAAAGGAUCGGGUCGGGAGCGAGUAGUGUAUAUUUGUUACCCUAUCCAAAGUAGUUCGAGUUUUACCCAUACCCACAUAAGAAACAGGUAGAAAAUCAAAACCAUGUCCAUACCCGUUCGGGUUUCGGGUAUCCACGGUUAUCCAUGGAUAUUAAUUUCUCUUUAUAACUCCAACCAAUAUGUUAAUAUUCACACGUAUUAUCACAUUAUAUAAGAGGAAAAGUAUGACAAUAAUUCACUAGUAUGAAGAAAUUAAUUAAAACAACACAAUUUCAUGAAAAUGUUAUAUUUAUAUGCUAAAUAUAAAAUAUGUUCAAGACAAAUAAUGAUUAUUUCUAGAUCAAAUACAUAUGCAUGAGUGUAAUCGGGCGGGUUCGGGUUGGAUAGUGAGAAAACCAUACCACCCAUUACCCGCAAUAUUCGGGUUCGGAUUUUACCCGUACUCACUAAAACUUCUUCGGAUUCGGAUUUUACCCUACCCAAUUAGGUCGGAUUCGAGCGGAUACCCACGGUUACGAAUAUUUUUGCCAUCUCUAUUAAUAAUAAAUAAAAAAAAUGUUUCGGUUGUGCUCCAAGUUCACACUUUCAUUUUUGUUUCUAUCAGCUCCUUCUUCUUUUUUUUUCCUUUCUUUCCUUUUCUUUCUUCUUAUCCUCCGCCAACCUAUUUCAUCGAGUAAAGAGACAAGAUUAAGGAUCGUAAAUUACCUGAGGAAAAUCUAAACUACAGGCGCAAAAAAAUAUCCGAACUAAAUUGUCAUUUUCAGUUGACAAACAAAGCAGUAUAUAGCGAUUUGUUUAAUCAUGAAGGAGAGUGUUUUAUUUGGUGUGAUGAGGUGCAAAAUCAAAACGGUGCACUUGUUCUACAAUUUCCACAACAAGAGUGGAGUUUAGACGACUCCUCAGUCCUCAUUAAUUGGCUCUAAUCAUCUCAAUCUGGUCAACGUGGUUUCUCAUCUUUCCUUUUCUCAUGUCACUCUCGAAUUUGUGAUAUUUUGAUUUUUUUUUUUCAUCUAAUAAAUAAUUUAAAAAACAUUGUUAUUUAAUCUUAAAUCUUAUCAAGGGUUGAUAAUCGGUUCGGUUCGGUUAGUCGGUUAUCGAUUAAUCAUUAAAUACUUUGUGUUCACCGUUAACUACACCAUUUAAAUUAGUCGGUUAACUGUAAUCAUAUAGUCGGUUCUCGGUUAUUUUGUCGGUUAACCGAAUAACCGUUAACCAAGUGAUUCGGGAAAAAAAUUAAUUGCCUAAGUUUCAAAAUAAAAUUCCCAUAAUACCACACUUAAAAAAAAAACCAAGUUUGGCACGUUUCGCCACACAGACAAUCGAACCACAUAAAAGUUCAUAAUAGAGAGUUCGUUAGCGCAUUCACCCACUUGGUGAAAGCAUGUAUAUCAAAUGAGGAGUUUGAGAUGCGAUGGGAGUGUUUGAUUACUGCGCGUGGUUUGUAUGCAAAUAAGUGGUUGCGGGAUUUGUACGCUGACAAAUUACUUUGGGCAAAGGCAUACUUGAAGGAUAUUUAUUCCGGUGGACUCCAAUCAACCCCACGAUGUGAGUCAUGUAACCAUUGGAUAAAUGAGUAUGUGGGAACUCAAUACAGCUUGCAACGUUUUGUUCAGUGCAUUGAUGAAGCACUAAAGGGGAUGCGUUUCACGAAGGUGCGGGAUGAUUAUUCUUCUAGGCACACGAGGUUGGUCUGCAAGCAUGCCCUUCGCACAUGGGAAAUGCAAGCUGAAAGUAUCUACACACAUCGUAUAUUUUCUAUCUUUAAGUCUGAACUAGAGAAUGAAGCUUCUUAUGUAUUAACGAAGACAAUAACUAAAUCAGAUGGGACAGAGACAUUCAUCCUGAAGCUGCAUGAACCCGAAUCGGAUAAGGAGGUUAACAUUUACUACGACCAAUCAACAUCUAAACUGUGAGUGUACAUUAUUUGAAUCUAAGGGGGUUCCAUGCAAACAUAUGCUUACAGUCAUAAAGAAUAAGGGACUUACAGCACUACCCUCGACGUGGCUCAAGUUUCGAUGGACCCAAAAUGCAAAGACACUAUCUUGUAAUCCUAGAGCUGGAGGUGAUGUGGCAGAUAAAGUUGGUCGACUGAUAAGACAUGAGGGAUUGUCUCUAAAGUGUAAGCGUUUGUGUGACAUCGCGUGUGGUAGUGAAGCUUCUUUUAAUCGUGCCUCUAAGGUGUUGGAUGACCUUACUCAAUGGGCAAUUGAGUUUUCGAGGGCGAGAAUGGACACCACUGCACCUGCAAACCCUCCAACACCCCUUCCAAGUGUGAAAGACCCAAAAAUUGGGAAGACCAAGGGAACAAUCAAGUUAGCACGAAGUGCAUCCGGCAAAAGAAUAAGAAAGUGUUUGAAAUGUGAGAAAUUUGGUCAUUUUCGCCUGAAGUGUAAAAAAAAAAGAAGCCAAAAAAGCAUAAAUUUCUAGUACCGUUUUUUAGAAGUUUAUAUUUUGUAAUUAUGAUUGCAGCGUUUUAUUUUCGAAUUAUCUUCAUAAUAUAAGCGUUAGUUGAUUGUUGGUUUAUAUUAACUGGAACAGAAAAAAUGAUCCACCUGAUAUAAGAACAGGUCGACCAUUUGUUAGGCGUGGUCUAGGAGUGGGCAACGGGAUGGGACGGGAUACCCGUCCUGUUUAAAACGGGUACUCAGUCCCAUUUGGAGAGCAAUCACCAUCCCAUAUCCCAAACCCGUACUGAUUAACUGAUCCCAUUACCUAUACAGAACGGAUAACGGAUACCCAUACUACCCGUAAAUACACCGAAGCCGGCCAGCUCCCACCUUAGACCUCUUAUUGUUCAUAACUUACGAAACACAACAAUGCUCACAAGUCGCAGUGGUAACUGGUAUAAUGGUACUAGUCAAAACCCAAGCCAACUCCAAAGGUCACACCAAUAGUCCCAAGUCCCAACCAAACAGCUAAACACCCAUAGACCACAGUCUCUCUUUCUCUCUCUUUCUCUCUGCCUGAUUACUGAUUCCGCCCCGGCCGCCCUCCUUCCACAGUGCUAGCCACGCCAAACAAAUGCAAACACCACUCCCCUUGCUUUCACCUCUCUUGCUCUCGCUCUUCUCCACUCUCCUACUUCCUCUCUUGUUCGCUUUGCUCCUACCGUCCGCUCCUCCUCUUUCUGUCUCUGCGUUCCUCGCCAUGGAUGCGCCCUAGACGGCUACCAAUUUCCUUUCCACUUUCCCCACCCUUCCAUUUUCAUAUAUAUCCAUCCCUCCCCCCAACCUCCCUUCCUCUCUUCCAUAUUCUUCUCCUCCUUCUCCUCCUCCAAUCUCUCAGUCACAGCUCCACCGCUUCCUUUUGUUUUUCCCUCCCUUGAUAGUGAAGCAAUGUUGGUGGAUCUCAACCUCAGCGUCGUUUCCCCUUACCCCGGCGAGAUGGACGGCGGGUGUGGUGGGAAUAACAGAAAGCGGGGUUUGUUGGACUUCUCGUCGUCUAACAACAAUAACCAAGUGGAGAGCUCCGGGAGCUUCGAUUCCUCCUCCGUCGUCAAUGUCGACCGGAAUGCCGGCAAUGCUGCUGCUCCCGGCGACGAGGACUCCUGCUCCAACACGGGCGACGAUGUGUUCGGCUACAGUUUCCGUAUCUUGACGGAGCAACAGCGGGACAUGAAGAAGAUGAUGGCACUUGAGGAUGAGGAUAACAAUAAUAAUAAUAAUAAUAAUCAUGAUGGGACUAUUCAGCUCUUCCCCGUCGGCGGAGGCGGUGGGGGAAGGGGAGGUGGAAUCGACGCGCUGGCUCACUGUUUGCGCUCCAGGAGGCAAUGGCUGGAUCUCGGUGGGAGGGAGGUUGAGUAUGGCGGUCUGGCAGAGAAGAUUGUCGCUCAGGUUCAGCAGCAGCAGCAACAGCAACAGCAGCAGAAGCCUCCGGCGAAGAAGAACCGCCGUGGUCCUCGCUCCAAGAGCUCCCAGUAUCGCGGCGUCACGUUUUACCGGCGGACCGGCCGCUGGGAAUCCCACAUUUGGGAUAGCGGGAAGCAAGUUUACCUUGGGGGAUUCGACACUGCUCAUUCUGCCGCUAGGGCGUAUGAUCGAGCUGCUAUCAAAUUCCGUGGAGUCGAUGCUGAUAUCAACUUCAAUGUCAGCGAUUACGAUGAGGAUAUUAAGCAGAUGAGCAAUUUUACCAAGGAGGAAUUCGUUCAUAUCCUUCGUCGCCAGAGCACUGGAUUCUCAAGGGGAAGCUCCAAGUACAGAGGAGUGACACUCCAUAAAUGUGGGAGAUGGGAAGCUCGAAUGGGCCAGUUUCUGGGAAAGAAGGCCUAUGAUGAAGCUGCCAUCAAAUGCAAUGGGAGGGAGGCUGUCACCAAUUUUGAUCCCAGUUCAUAUGAUGGAGAUAUCACAUCUGAGGUGAUCAAGCCUGAAGAUCAAAGUCUCGAUCUGAACUUGGGCAUUGCACCUCCUGAUGCAACUGAAUCCAAAAGGCUAAACAGCAGUGUAGGUGGUGGCUUUUGCCUACCAGGUGGCCUGGAUUCUAUGUGCUUGGACAAGAUCCCCAGGAUCUUCAACUCUACUUCAGCAGCAAUGAACAGUCAUCAACUGUCCCGUGGUCCUGCCAUGGGGGCUGGUCCAAACCCCGGUUCCUUUCCUAUCUCUAAGGAAAGAGCAAUGGAGAAGAGGGUGGGGAUGGACCCUAUGCUAAACUGGGCAUGGAAAAUGCAUAGUCCAUACGGCAGGGAAAACAUCGCACUGCCAUUCUUCUCUACUGCAGCAUCAUCAGGAUUCGUCGCUUCUUCGACAGCUACUACGACUACUACUACUGCACCGAUUUCAGCUGCAGCAGCUCCACAACUUCACUUCCCAAAAUCGACCAUCCUCCACCACCAUUACUCUCCUGCGUCCGGCACCAUCUUCUGAGUUCUAUAGCUAGCAUGGAACGGGAGAAAAUGAUCCCAGCUGGAAGUUUCAUCGACUCGUCUAACAUUUUAGCCAUAAGUAUCAGAACCUCCUUCUCCUUGUCUCCUCAAUUUUUACUAGGGUAAAAAGCUGAGAGAGUGUAAUUUGAUUGGUACGCUCCAACUCCAAUUGCAACUAUGUUCUAUGUAGGAGAGAUGUAAUUUUCCCCUCCCCUCCCUUUAUCCCCCAGCUUUUUUUGCAAAGCUCCUCUAUCACAAUUGGAAAUUUUUUGACCUUCGCGGCUCUGUGUAAAUAUAUGAAUCAAUUGUCAUUUCCCACCUACUGUUCGUCUGUGCCUGCAUUCUCCACUACAGGGGUUAUAACAUCAAAUUGCAAAUGCCUUCUCUUCCCACCAAUGUAAGAUAGCCUAACGGUAAAGCUGCUGCGACAGUAAAGGUUUGGGUUGCAGAUCCAGGUUCGAAUUCAAACGAGGCCCGUUGGUGUUCCCAGAAGUAUAAGGCCUGCUGGGGGCGAAGCUCCAUUGACGUCGAAUCGAGUGCAAUCUCAUCGUUUCCGGGUGUGUCCCUUGUGUUGCUGCCGAUCUAGACGACUAGAGCGCCCCCGUCGAUUCGAAUCCCCUUGCUUCCUUCAAUGGCUUCUUUCUUUUGAUUGUGGAACCAGAGGUGGAAAAGAGAUGGUGCGGAGAAGAGAGGUCGGACCUCCUUUCCAGAAGAAGAAGAGAUGGUGCGGACCUCCUUUAAUUAAUAAUUAAUUAAUUAAUAAGUUAUAAAGGUUGACCGGCUGAUGUGGCAAUUUUCGUUGACUGCCACGUCACAAUAUCUCUUCCACAUCUGCGUAGGAUAUGCCAACUCACCAUCAUCUAACGAAAGUGUUAAUAAAGACUUAACGGUUAGCUAAUAAUUUGUAUUUUGAUAAUUGUGACUAUUAUUUCUCGUUGCUUAAUAGUUCUAGCUAAUAUAUUGUAUUUAUAAUUAUGUUAAGAGUAAUGAUAAAGUAAUUUUAGUUUGAUUAUAGAAUACAAGAGCUAGACCGAAAAUGGACAAAAAUGAAUUUGAGAGGUAUUUUCCGGGGAAAUUAAUGAUGUAGACUUCUUCUUGUUCAUACUUUUUUUGGGAUGUCUUCAUAUUCAUACUUGUUGGUUUGUUGCUAUGCCAAACCAAUUGACCGCUACAUUUUGGUUAAGGGUUAUAGGUAUAAUAUGCUCCUCUACUAUAACGUUUUAUCAAACAUGCUCCUCUAUUAUUUUUUACAUCAAACAUUCCCCUGUACUUUGGAAAACUUAUCAAACAUGCCCUUUUGCUAAAAUUUCCAUCCAAAAAUCGUUAACCAAGACCGAACUUUGGUUUGGCGGCCCAAAUAUCUAAAAUAUCUCUAAUAAUUUCACUCUAGAGUUUUUUUUGUUCUUUUGUAUAGCCAAAUAAUUAUAAAAAUUUCACUUUGAUGAGACCUAGAGAAAUAAAGCAAGGAUCAAAGCUGACAUUUCCCCUCCCAUUUAUAGAUGUCAGGUCGUCUAAAUCUCGGUUCAACCAUGAUUGACGAUUUUUUCAAUGGAAAUUUUAACUGAAGGGCAUGUUUGAUAGUUUUUCCAAAUUACAUAGGCAUGUUUGAUGUAAAAAAUAGUAGAGGGGCAUGUUUGAUAAAACGUCAUAGUAGAGGGGCAUAUUAUACUUAUAACUCUUUUUGUUAAUCAUGAAUCUUGGGCACUUGUUUUGGCCAAUACCAGUUGGGAAAUUCCUACAAUACUUUGAAGUUACUGUAACUUGAUGUUUUUGACCUGUUAUAACAGGUUUCACAAGUCGUAUUACGUAAAAAAUAAUAGGCAUUACGUAAUGUGUGUUUAUCUUACGUAAUAUUUGAAAAUAUCAUUACGAAAAUCUUAUGUAAUAGACACUCAUUUACGUAAUGAACUUGUUAAUUCUGUGCAAAUUUUUUAAAAUUUGAUUUAAAAAUAAAGGUCCAAAGUGAUAUCAAGGUGGUAAUGAGUGUAAUCGGCCGUAUGAACUUUUUUUCUUCCAUGUUAAACAAUAAAAAUACUUGCCGAUUAAAAAAAAAGUAGAAAAAUAAAAGGGCUUUUAAUAUCACCCUUUAGUUCUUACACACUCAAAAUCCAGAUCACGUUAUGCACCGGACCCUAGACCAAUAUUAUGCGAUUACAUCUAAUUUUUAUCAAUAUUUCAUAGUUUUUCAUUCUAAAUUCAGAUACACUUAUUUUCAUGCAAUCCUUUUUGGUGGAUUUUACUCUGUGUUUACAAAAAUGAGUGUAUAAUAUGCGCUAGGAGUGAUAUUUGGUUAGCGGUUAAUUCAUUAAACUAUUCAAUAACCAAUGAUCAAUGAUUAUUACCGUUAACCAACCAAUUAUAAGUAGUGGUGAGAUUAUAAAUAAGUCGGAAUGACUUGCGUGUAUUAACCAAUUAUAAGUUAGUCGUGAGAUAAUCGAUAGACUGUAACGGUUUACGUGUAACCGAUAAUCGAAUAAUCGGUUCACCAACAACUAACAUAGUAUAUAUAUAUAUAUUUUUCUCUUCCCCAUCGGCCAUGUCCGUCACAAAUAAACUAUUGAUCUUCGAACAAACAAUCUCCCCCUUGCUCCGACCUUCUUCAUUCUUAUCCAAUUUCCUCCUAGUGUGAACCCUAAAAUUGAGAAAGGCAAAGAGCACCACCGACUUCAUGAUUAGAAUGUAAACAUCAAGAUUGAAUUAAGAAGAUCAUAUAUCUCCUGCUAGAGUUCACUCUUCUCCUUUCUCUCUCUCUGCUUUCUUCUCACUGUCACAAUAGGAACAAUAACUCGAACUCAAAUCACUAAUCUAGCAUCUCUCCAAAGACUACGACACCAACAAAAUCCUAACCCACCUUCAAAUAGAAACUUCUUAGUCUCGUCUCUGAAAUAUUGGGGGGAACAGCCAAAACCGAGCUCAUCUUCUGCAUUUGUGCAUGCAAUGGUGGUGGUAGAUCGAAGCAUUCAAGCAGAAUUUGCAAAAAAAAAAAAAAAUGCUCUUAAUCACGUGCUAGUAAGUUAACCAAAAAUUAACGAAUGACCAAUUA